Molecule: messenger RNA, 1315 nt
Organism: Ixodes scapularis (black-legged tick)
Lineage: Eukaryota; Metazoa; Arthropoda; Arachnida; Ixodida; Ixodidae
Gene: CSN6
Product: COP9 signalosome complex subunit 6
Exons: 3
Coding region: 232-1164 (310 amino acids)
Biological process (GO): protein deneddylation
Cellular component (GO): COP9 signalosome
Molecular function (GO): metallopeptidase activity; protein binding
Source: RefSeq, a predicted model, not a curated record
AGUGAAUCCAACAAUCCAAAAGGAGCGAGUACUCGCGAGUCGCGGUCGUCGCGGUGUUGACUCGGGCUGUUCUCGCAGUUGUCAACAAACCUAGCUACGCCGCUACGCCUGCUUUGCCCGUUCGAUUUCUUCGGAAUCCAGCUUUACUCGAGUUCUGCCGUCCCGGGUUCCCUCAGCGAGCAGACAUUUAAAGGCAACUUGGCGAGAGAACCAAAGGGAAAAAGAGCAGCCAUGGAAGUGGACGAGGCUCCCAACAAAGUGAUGGCCGCGUCCGGCACCACGGGCAGUGUCUGCGUGUCCCUGCAUCCGCUGGUCAUCAUGAACAUAUCGGAGCACUGGACGCGGAUCCGGGCCCAGGAGGGCAAGCCACAGCAAGUGAUCGGGGCGCUGAUCGGCAAGCAGAAAGGCCGCAACAUCGACAUAAUGAACUCGUUCGAACUGCUCUUUGACACCAUCGAAGGGAACAUCGUAAUUGACAAGGACUACUACACCAUCAAGGAGCAACAGUUCAAACAGGUGUUUAGCGAUCUGGACUUCCUGGGCUGGUACACAACGGGCGAGGGUCCCACGGAGGGGGACAUCGGGGUGCACAAGCAGGUGUGCGGCAUCAACGAGAGCCCCGUCCUGCUCAAGCUGAACCCACAGGCCCGCCACACGGAGCUGCCCGUGGCCAUGUACGAGUCGGUCAUCGACCUGGUCGGGGGACAGGCCACCAUGCUCUUCGUCGAGCUGCCCUACACCCUGGCCACUGAGGAGGCCGAGCGCAUCGGCCUCGACCACAUGGCCCGCAUGUCUGCCAUGGGGGAGUCCGGCGAGAGCUCCCUGGUAGCACAGCACCUGCAGGCCCAGCACAGCGCCAUCAAGAUGCUGCACAGCCGGGUGCGCCUGGUGCUGGAGUAUGUGCGCUCGGUGUCGGGCGGCACGUUGGCCCCGAACCACGAGGUGCUGCGGGACGCGUUUGGGCUGUGCCACCGGCUGCCCGUGCUGCACACGCGCAGCUUCCAGGCGGACUUCUACAACCAGUGCAACGACGUGGGCCUCAUGACCUACCUGGGCACCCUGACCAAGGGCUGCAACACCAUCAACCAGUUUGUGAACAAGUUCAACCUGCUCUACGACCGGCAGGGCAUGGGCAGGCGCAUGGGUCGGGGACUCUUCUUCUGAGGCCGCCUCCUCGUUCGAGGGGGGGCUGUCGCAGAAUAAAUGCGGAAGCGAAACCGUGCGGCUCCGAGGGCUCCUUCGUCACUCCAAGGGUCUCCGUCGUCAUCCCAGGAAUGAUUAAAGUUUGUGAAGCUCGAGCCGCAGAACCUGGGGA